This is a messenger RNA of Ambispora gerdemannii, 1464 nucleotides long. NCBI's taxonomy places the organism in Eukaryota, Fungi, Glomeromycota, Glomeromycetes, Archaeosporales, Ambisporaceae. The record is from the annotation of a GenBank genome assembly.
AUGUCGUCUACACCACAGACUUCAAAUCAAUCGCAACCUCCUCCACCCUCUUCUUCUUCGCCUAAUAACAAACCACAACCACCGCAUCACUGCUCGCUCGAAAUCUCGACAGCUGCCAACAAUAAUACCAAAGAAUCAUUACCACCACCUCAAUCCUCUUCAAACGCCAAUCUUGACCAAGCAACACCACCUUUCACCUCCAUUCCAUCCACUAAAGCGACAUUAAACCAACAACUGGUUCAUUUGUUUCGUCUUACCACCCUUCGAAGUUGUCGUAAACUAAAGCGCAUUCUAAGUCUGGCGAUAUUAUUCGGUUUUCUGGCGUUCGCCUUGUUUUUGUUUGCAUGGCCGAUACUGCGUCCACGUGUUAUUUUAUUCUCAUUUAAAUUUCGGAAUCGUUUGCACAAUGGAGGAUAUUUGGGGUGCUCAUUACGAAAGCAACCGAUGCUGUUUAUUGAGGAUACAAAUCGUGUGUUGGCGGUUUGGGAGUCGAAUUGUGUACUGAAUAAUGUAAAAUUACGAUGGUAUCUGCAAAAUCAUAAUGAUAACGACAAUAAUCAGAAGGAUGUUCAGAUAAAAAAUGUUGGAGGAAUGUCGGACGUGUUAAUUCCAGCUAUACUGGAUAGCACACAUAACGUCUACAAAGCCAUUAUUGGACCAGUUCCCAAUACUCUUUCGCAAUCAAUAAAUUAUCCAAUCAGAAUUCUUGCAAUAUCCGAUAACCAAUUUGGUCUAUCGGUAUUCAACCAGCUUUUAGAUGGUGUCGUGAAAAGACACCCACCACCAAAUUUUAUAAUACAUGCUGGUGACGCAGUCCAAGAUUACGACAGACUCCAACAAUGGCAGACCGAUUUUUACGAUCCAAUGACACACCACCGUCUCGCUCAAAACGCUCCACUAAUUUACGCGCAUGGCAAUCACGAUUACGAUCCAAGCCUCGAAUACCCGUACACAAGUAGCCGACUAUGGUACGCGUAUACAAUUGCAAACACGCGUUGGAUAGUGUUAGACAGCAAUAUGGAUGACCCGUUACAGGACACAUGGUUACUUUCGGAACUACAAAGCCAAGAAUCGCGCGACGCCAUGUUUCGCGUCGUAAUCGUACACAUACCACCGUUCAUCGAGUUCUGGGAUCCUUACGCAUGGCAUAACAAAGGUGAGAAACAUUGGGGCGAAUUUGUGCGGUUGCGUUUCGUUCCAUUGUUUCAAGAGUUUGGUGUUGAUCUGGUGAUUAGUGGACAUCAACAUAAUUAUCAACGUGGCAGCUCGAAUGGUAUUACGUAUACGAUUAUUGGCGGUGCUGGUGGUGAAUUGGAUUAUCAGCGGGUCGAGGAUUGGCAUAUUUAUGAUAGUGUGCAAAAGACUUAUCAUUAUGUUACAAUCGAGAUAUGGGAUAAGACGUUGAAAUGGGUUGCGCAUAAUAUUGAUGGACUGGUUAUUGAUAAGUUUGAUUUGCAUAAAUAG